Molecule: messenger RNA, 2148 nt
Organism: Eupeodes corollae
Lineage: Eukaryota; Metazoa; Arthropoda; Insecta; Diptera; Syrphidae
Product: alpha-(1,3)-fucosyltransferase C
Exons: 3
Coding region: 715-1998 (427 amino acids)
Cellular component (GO): membrane
Molecular function (GO): alpha-(1->3)-fucosyltransferase activity
Source: RefSeq, a predicted model, not a curated record
AUCGUGAAUCGUCGUCGUAUAGUUGGUAGUUCUCAUUUGACCAUUGACCAUAUCGGAUUGUUUGUGCCUUUUGUAUUAAUUUUAAUUUGAAUUCACUUUCAGUUACUUAUAUGUUAUAAACUUGUAACGGUUAAUGUGUGUACUUUGGGGAUAUAAAUAAUGAGUAUGAUGUUAUACAAAUGUUUUGAAAAAUGUUGCUUGUGUAAUUAGGUACGUGAAAAGUAUAGAGAGUCGCACUUUUUAGCUCUCAGAUCAAUUUGUUUCUAAAAGUUAUAACCUAAGGUUUGGCGCGAAAAAUGAUUUUUAAAAAAUACACCUCUGUUUUGUUUCCAAUAAAAUAUUAGUUGAUAAAAAGAAAACAACAAAUUAAUAAUUAAUUGAAGUGUGGCUAAAAAAAAAACAAAUAACAGAGCAAUAUUAAACAAAUUAGUAACUAAAAGUUUUCAAGACUUGAGUGUUUGAAAUGGGUUGGUAAUGGGCUUACAUUGAAUUCGGUAUUGAAGAAUGGAAUCUAUGAUAUUGGAUUAUGGGUUUCUCCUUGACUGAGGUGCUCAUGAAGCUAAGUCAAUACAAGUGAUAACUACACGAAAAAUGCAAACAAAACCAAGCCGCCAUACCAUGCUAUCAAAAUGCCCAACCAGAUAAGAACUCAAAAACCUUUAUCGUUUGCAUUCGAUAAACCUUACUCAGCUGGAAAACAUUUUUAGUUUGAAAAUGAGUUCGGAGAGAUUACUCGCAGCUAACGAUAACGACAACUCGAACGGUGCUGUUUCGAACAUUAGUGAUAUAAUGUCCAUUCGACUUAGAGGUAGACUGUGCAAUUUUCUCCUGAUCCUAUUGAUUCUGGGAGGGGGACUUCUGUUCAUUGUUCAUAUGAUACGCCUUCAACCGGCAAUAAAUCAGUACGAACUUCUGAAAGCCUACAACCGAAAUCAUAAAGUUGUAAAGUCCAAUCAGAGCGGACCUCGAACCAUAUUGCUGUGGAAUGCCUUCUUCGGAGACCGUCGAUGGAAACUUCCCGGCGAUACAUUGAGCCCGGACUACUUCCGAGAUCAGCGUUGUCCGGUGACCAAUUGUGCUCUGACCAACAAUCAUGAUUUCCUGCCCGCCAUAGAGAUGUUCGAUGCUAUUGUCUUCCAUGUAGCUGAACAUUUUCCAUUUCUUCAACCGGUGCCGAAACGUCGCAGUCCGGAACAGCGCUAUGUUUUUGCCCUAAUGGAACCGCCCGGUGAGACUAAGCAUAUUCUUGGCAACGAGCAGCGGUUCUACAACCUCACCAUGACAUAUAGACUGGAUUCGGAUAUCGUGUGGCCUUAUAUGUUCUUCGAGGACAUCGAGACCGGACUGAUUGUGGCUCCAGCUGCAAAUCCAAUAUGGCGGAAAGUUGAAUCGAUGGAAUUGACUGAUGACAAAGAAUUGAAUGCAGUGAUAGCUGGGAAGACGAAAUUUGCAGCCUGGUUUGUUUCACACUGUGAGACUUUGUCACAGCGAGAAGAAUUGACCAAAAGUCUGCAAAGAUAUGUUAAUGUUGACGUGUAUGGUGCGUGCGGACCUUUAAAAUGCCCCCACAACUCAUCAAGAUGUGAUAGAAUGCUCGAUACGGAUUAUAAAUUUUACUUCGCCUUCGAAAAUUCACUGUGCCUUGAUUAUGUAACUGAGAAAUUUUACAAUGCUCUUAAUCGACAAAUAGUUCCUGUUGUUUUUGGAGGAGCAGAUUAUUCAAAAAUUGCACCACCUCAUUCGUAUAUUGAUGCAGAAAAAUUUCGAAAUGUCAAAGAAUUGGCCGAUUAUCUUAUCUACCUUGACCAGCAUCCCAAAGAAUAUGGACGUUAUUUUUGGUGGCGUAAAUUUUAUCGAUUAACUUCACGAUCACCAUUUUGUGAUUUGUGUAUGAAAUUAAAUGCACCAGCUGCAAGUGAAAAAGUACAAUUUUAUGAUGAUAUCGAAAAUUGGUGGCUCGGCGAUACGUGUUAUUUUAAACCAAAAAUAUUAUUUUAAUUGUAUUUAUAAUUUAUUUUAUGUUGUAAAAAUAUAAGUAUGUAUAGGUUAAGAAAAUUUAUGAGAUCCAUAUUUACAAAAAUGUACUUAUUUUCAUUUUCUAAGUUUUUAAUCUGUUGCAUGUACACAAAUAAACAAGUUGCCAUAAGA